Molecule: messenger RNA, 885 nt
Organism: Pseudonaja textilis
Lineage: Eukaryota; Metazoa; Chordata; Lepidosauria; Squamata; Elapidae
Product: neurobeachin-like protein 2
Source: RefSeq, a predicted model, not a curated record
AACCCCUCAGGGCAGGAAAUGCACUGGGGGGACGGUGUGUUGUUGUGUUGUGUCGGUCCGCCAAGGGUCACCCGACACCUCCAUGCGCCAGGAAGAGUCGCAGCAAGAAGACUUGUCCAAAAGUUCGGGAUAUAUCUGCAUGUGAGAUCUCGCUCGUUUUCGCCGGGACGGGAUUUUCGAAGCCGUCCGAGCACUAUGCGCCGUGCACAGGCGUGGCAGCCCUCCCAAAAAAUCCCACAGGUGGAACCGGGGCCUGGCCAUCCUGCAGUGCCUCAACCUGCAGCACAUGCUCGUCCCAUUGGCGUAGCGUGAAACCGCGCCCCAUGCCUCUUGCACCGGCAAAACCCAACCCAGCCGAAAUCAGAAGCCGCAGCAGCCGGGUGAAAGAUGACAGCCAGCAGCCGUCUCCCCGGGAGUCCGAAAGACUUGUCGUACCUCCAGCAGUGGUUGGAAGCUUUUGUGGCCAAUUUUGAGAAGAUCAUUGCCGUCCAUUCUCUGGAACCGAGAAGGCCCGAAGACUCCAUAUCCGAAAUUCCACUCUUACCUCUGAACGUCUUGCAAGUGUUAACCCAACAGUUGACGUCUUCAGUCUCCCAAAUUUCACGCGACGAGGUAGCCGAACCCGGCUUGAAACAAGCUCUCCUGCUCACCAAGUUCUUCAUCAUUAUUUGCAGGAAUCUGGAAAACGUCCAGGCUGACCGUCCACCCCUGUUUGUCCACGAUCUGAUCGUUCUGCUGUCCACCUGUUCGAAAAAGCUCAACAGCUUCCACACAGAGGCCUGGCCCCACCAGGGCCAACUGGAGAAUGUCACCCUCUACGCCCUGCACCUAUGCGAGUGUCUCUUCGACCCCUACCAGACCUGGCGGAGACAGCUGAGCGGGUGA